AUAAGAGGGGCGGGGAGGGCGGUCUGCAUAUAAAGCCUGGGAGUAGCAGGCGGGCGCGCGCGUGCCGACGCUCUCCAGUUGUUUGCAGCUGCGGCGCACUUUCAAUAUAGAUAGCAAUUUUUCCAUUUGUUAUUUCCAGUUGCUGUCAGAAGAAAAGGGGCUGCAUCUUGCAUAAGCCAAAAUGUCCAAGGGUCCAGCUGUCGGCAUUGAUUUGGGGACCACCUACUCCUGUGUGGGCGUCUUCCAGCAUGGCAAGGUGGAGAUCAUCGCCAACGACCAGGGCAACCGCACCACCCCCAGCUACGUGGCCUUCACGGACACAGAGCGCCUUAUCGGCGAUGCCGCCAAGAACCAAGUGGCCAUGAAUCCCACCAACACCGUCUUCGAUGCCAAGCGACUUAUCGGCCGCCGUUUCGAUGAUCCUGUGGUCCACUCAGACAUGAAACACUGGCCCUUCCAGGUCAUCAACGACGGGGGUCGUCCCAAGGUGCAGGUGGAGUACAAAGGGGAGACAAAGUCCUUCUACGCCGAGGAGAUCUCGUCGAUGGUCCUCACCAAGAUGAAGGAAAUUGCAGAGGCCUACCUGGGCAAGACAAUUGCCAAUGCCGUCAUUACAGUCCCGGCCUACUUCAACGACUCCCAGCGACAAGCCACUAAGGACGCUGGCACCAUCUCGGGCCUCAACGUCCUCCGCAUCAUCAACGAGCCCACGGCAGCUGCCAUAGCGUAUGGCCUGGACAAAAAGGUUGGCGGCGAGCGCAACGUCCUCAUCUUUGACCUGGGCGGCGGCACUUUCGACGUCUCCAUCCUGACCAUCGAGGACGGCAUCUUUGAGGUGAAGUCGACGGCCGGCGACACCCACCUGGGCGGCGAGGACUUCGACAACCGCAUGGUGAACCACUUUGUGUCGGAGUUCAAGCGCAAGCACAAGAAGGACAUCACGGACAACAAGCGGGCGGUCCGGAGGUUGCGCACCGCCUGCGAGCGGGCCAAGCGCACCCUCAGCUCCUCCACCCAGGCCUCCAUCGAGAUCGACUCCCUCUAUGAGGGCAUAGACUUCUACACCUCCAUCACCCGGGCCCGCUUCGAGGAGCUGAACGCCGACCUCUUCCGGGGCACCCUGGAACCCGUGGAGAAGGCCCUGCGGGACGCCAAGCUAGAUAAGUCUCAGGUGCACGACAUUGUGCUGGUUGGUGGCUCCACCCGCAUCCCCAAGAUCCAGAAGCUCCUGCAGGACUUCUUCAACGGCAGGGAGCUCAAUAAGAGCAUCAACCCUGAUGAAGCAGUGGCCUAUGGCGCAGCUGUCCAGGCUGCCAUCCUCUGCGGGGACAAGUCCGAAAACGUGCAGGACCUGCUGCUGCUGGACGUCACGCCUCUGUCCCUGGGAAUCGAGACGGCCGGCGGGGUGAUGACCGCCCUCAUCAAGCGCAACACAACCAUCCCCACCAAGCAGACCCAGACUUUCACCACAUACUCGGACAACCAGCCUGGGGUGCUCAUUCAGGUAUACGAGGGAGAGCGUGCCAUGACCAAAGACAAUAAUUUGCUGGGCAAGUUUGAGCUGACGGGCAUCCCUCCUGCUCCUCGUGGCGUCCCCCAGAUUGAAGUGACCUUCGACAUAGAUGCCAACGGCAUCCUCAACGUCUCUGCCGUGGACAAGAGCACUGGCAAGGAGAAUAAGAUCACCAUCACCAAUGAUAAGGGCCGCCUAAGCAAGGAGGAGAUUGAGCGCAUGGUCCAGGAGGCAGAGCAGUACAAGGCUGAGGACGAGAUCCAGAGGGAGAAGAUCACGGCCAAGAACUCCCUGGAGUCCCUGGCCUUCAACAUGAAGAGCACAGCGGAAGAUGAGAAGCUCAAGGACAAGCUGUCCCCAGAGGACAAGCAGAAGAUCCUGGACAAGUGCAACGAGGUCAUUUCCUGGCUGGACAGGAACCAGAUGGCGGAAAAGGAUGAAUAUGAGCACCAGCAGAAGGAGCUGCAGAACGUCUGCAACCCCAUCAUUACCAAGCUGUACCAAGGGGCAGGGGGCAUGCCCGGGGGCAUGCCGGGUGGGAUGCCCGGGGGCUUCCCAGGAGCUGGAGGAGCUGGCGGCGGCUCUUCAGGCCCCACCAUCGAAGAGGUGGAUUAAGAGCCUUCUUCCUCUUCCUCUGCUCUGCAUGGUAAUAGGGAGAAAUGCAAGCUGGCCUGGAUUCUGCUUCACUUUGCCAACUUCUGCCCAUGAGCCUCUGCACUUAAAUGGAGUUUGCUUGCUCUGUUCUCUCCCCACCACUCCUCCCCAUCUGUUUUCUGUAAUGGAGUGGGGCAUGUCUCCUUACUUACUGCCAAAUCCGAGACUUCAGAGAUGGUGUUCACAUGAAUAAAUUAUUGCACUUUCAUCACCCUGCC
Podarcis muralis (Common wall lizard) is the source of this 2385-nucleotide messenger RNA. Its product is annotated as heat shock cognate 71 kDa protein-like. Lineage: Eukaryota; Metazoa; Chordata; Lepidosauria; Squamata; Lacertidae. The record is from RefSeq and is a predicted model, not a curated record. Gene Ontology annotation, molecular function: ATP binding; ATP-dependent protein folding chaperone.